GUCUCUUUGGAAAUGGGAAAAAUCUUCGUCGAGGGCGUUGGGGAAGUGCAGGAAUAUGUCGAUGUCUGUGACUAUGCUGUUGGAUUGUCCCGAAUGAUUGGUGGACCUAUUUUGCCUUCAGAAAGACCUGGUCAUGCCCUCAUAGAGCAGUGGAAUCCCGUUGGGUUAGUAGGAAUCAUCACGGCCUUUAACUUCCCCGUAGCAGUUUAUGGGUGGAACAGCGCAAUUGCCAUGAUAUGUGGAAACGCUUGCCUCUGGAAGGGUGCUCCCACAACAUCCCUCAUUAGUGUUGCUGUUACAAAGAUAAUUGCCAAAGUCUUGGAGGAUAACAAAGUGCCUGGAGCGAUCUGUUCUCUGGUUUGUGGUGGAGCAGACAUUGGGACAGCAAUGGCGAGAGAUGAGAGAAUGGACCUGCUGUCCUUCACUGGCAGCACGAAAGUGGGCAAGCAGGUAGCGCUCCUGGUUCAGGAGAGAUUUGGUCGAAGUCUGCUGGAACUGGGAGGAAACAAUGCCAUUAUUGUGUUUGAAGAUGCAGAUCUGAACCUCGUCAUCCCGUCUGCACUGUUUGCCGCUGUGGGAACAGCAGGUCAGAGGUGCACAACUGCCAGAAGGCUGUUCCUCCAUGAAAGCGUCCACGAUGAGGUGGUGACAAAGCUUGCGAAGGCCUAUGCCCAGGUCCGCAUCGGUGAUCCGUGGGAUUCUGACACUCUGUAUGGGCCUCUUCAUACCAAAGAAGCAGUGAAAAUGUUCCUCGAUGCAGUAGAACAAGCAAAACAACAGGGUGGCUCUGUGGUCUGUGGUGGAAAGGUUAUAAAUCGCCCUGGAAACUAUGUUGAACCAACAAUUGUGACUGGCCUUCCCCAUGAUGCACCCAUUGUCCACACUGAGACGUUUGCCCCCAUACUGUAUGUGCUGAAAUUUAAGGAGGAAGAGGAGGUUUUUGCCUGGAAUAAUGAAGUGAAGCAAGGUCUUUCCAGCAGUAUCUUUACCAAGGACUUGGGGAGGAUUUUCCGCUGGCUUGGGCCAAGGGGAUCUGACUGCGGUAUUGUGAAUGUCAACAUCCCAACCAGCGGGGCUGAGAUUGGAGGUGCUUUUGGUGGUGAAAAGCACACUGGUGGGGGAAGAGAAUCUGGAAGUGAUUCAUGGAAACUUUAUAUGAGACGGUCUACUUGUACAAUCAACUACAGCAAGGAUUUACCUUUGGCUCAAGGAAUCAAGUUUCAGUAACAGCCUUAUGAACCGCUGUGCCGUGAACUCUCCUAGCAUUUCAGAACCAGGCACCUUCUAAGCCUCGUGGUGAAGAAAAUUAAUGAUCUGAAACUUACCUGCAGCAAAGAUACUAAUUCUGUCUAAAAAUCAGCUCCUCUAAAAUUGCUUCACUUUCGCUGUAUGAAAUGACUGCUUCAGUCUCCGGAUGAGAAGCGUGUGGUCUUUGGGAAGAAGGGAAGGUGACCGAAACUAACAGACUUGGAUUCAGGUGGGCUGGAUGAUCU
This is a messenger RNA of Eurypyga helias (sunbittern), 1493 nucleotides long. RefSeq names its product aldehyde dehydrogenase 7 family, member A1 (gene ALDH7A1). Lineage: Eukaryota; Metazoa; Chordata; Aves; Eurypygiformes; Eurypygidae. The record is from RefSeq and is a predicted model, not a curated record. The annotation marks the transcript as partial. The transcript has 14 exons. Gene Ontology annotation, molecular function: aldehyde dehydrogenase (NAD+) activity.